Molecule: messenger RNA, 12829 nt
Organism: Apus apus (common swift)
Lineage: Eukaryota; Metazoa; Chordata; Aves; Apodiformes; Apodidae
Gene: PSD3
Product: pleckstrin and Sec7 domain containing 3
Exons: 16
Coding region: 229-3306 (1025 amino acids)
Biological process (GO): regulation of ARF protein signal transduction
Molecular function (GO): phospholipid binding; protein binding; guanyl-nucleotide exchange factor activity
Source: RefSeq, a predicted model, not a curated record
UUCCAGCCUGCCUGCCUCCCUGGAGGCUGCUCCUGGUAAACACAUCCCGCAGAGCUGGGAGCAGCACAACGAGUCUCACUUUGGCACCUUUUGGCAACGCCCUUGGGUGAAAGUGUGGGGAAGAUUGCAGUGACGGGCUGAGAAGUGGGGCUGGCUGGAUGGUACUGAGCCUGAGGGCUGCCCCGUCCAGCACCAUGCCAAAGACCUGGUGAGCAGGCAGAAGCACUUAUGUGGGAUAAUGAUGUAUCAGCUCAUGCCCAGACUGUUGCCAAGGCCAAAUAUGAAUUUUUAUUUGGCUUGGAAGAAGAGAAGCCGUCAGAAAUGGGUAGUGGCCGUGGAAGCAGCACUUUCCUCCCUCAUACCAUCAUCAAUGAAUUCCCAGAGUACGGCACUGUAGAGCCAAGCGCAGACGGGCCGCAGGCUGCCCCGCUGCGCUGGGCCGAGCCUGUGACACGCAGUCCGGAAAGGCGGGACAGUCACCACUGGAUACCUGCCCGGCCCCUUCCUCAGCACGCAGCUCCUGCAGACAGUUCGAGACCUGACACCGGGGCAGCGCAGCUGUGCACCCCAGAAGAAGGUUUGCAACCUGUGGGUAACCUGCCAGAGAUGAUGAAAAUCUCUCGACAGCUGGAAGCAACAAAGGUGCAAGAGAGCGCAAAUACUUCUCUUGAUUCAGAGACACAAAUGGAAAAAAAGAGCAUUACUGGCAGCCAAAAUGUGCAGGCAGCCAGAGAACCAGUUCCAGCAGGCCAAGAAAAACCCUCAGACAUGCCUCUUCCAUCUGAACGAACAGCUGAGGAAAAAAUGCAUUUGAUCGUGGAGAAAGAUCUGGCUGCAAUAUGGACUGGAGAAAAGCAGUCUGAGUCCUUGCAAGCCAUCAGUAAUAAAGCUGAGGAGGUCCACGUAGUGCAGGAGACAAGCUGUCAUAGACCAUCUGUGACAAACCUGGAAGCAGCCAGCAGAGUGGAGGGGUGGGCGAAUUUUGAGUUUUCAGCUUACAGACAAGGCAAAAUGCAAAUGGGUCCUGAGAGGAGGCUCUCUAAAGAGGCAGCUGUGAGCAAACAUGUAGAAUUUCAGGGGGUGGAGAUUUUAUGGCUGCAAAAAGCCAAGGAGCAAAGAAAGAAGAACUCACUGCUGGAGACUGUGGCUGUGGAGAGGAAGGCGUUCCCCAAAACGUCUGCCCACCCUGUGCCACCGGUGGUCUCCCCAGGCUUGGUCUCCUCUCCAGAUAGUGCUUGGAGCGAGGUCCAUGAGGACCCAAGGCCAGGACCCACUGCCUCUGGAGCCACUCCUCUGGUGCUGCUAGAUGAAAGCGAGGAGGAUGAAGUUUUUAUGAAGGACAAGGAAGACCACGGUGAGGAGGAGAUGGCUGUGCUAGCGGGAGGACAGGGCAGGAUGAUGGAGGAGGGUGAAGCAGCCACAGGAGGAUAUGAAGAUGUCUUUGCGCAGAGGCACUCCGACAUCUCCACUGAUGUGUACAGCUCACAGUUUGAAAACAUCCUAGACAAUGCAUCUUUAUACUACAGUGUGGAGUCGCUGGAGACAUUGUACUCAGAGCCUGAUAGCUUCUUCAGCUUCGAGAUGCCACUCACUCCCAUGAUCCAGCAGCGCAUGAAGGAGGGCGGCCAGUUUUUAGAUCGGACGUCAGUCUUGGGGCAGCCAGAUGUCCUGCAGCUUCCCCCUGACGGGGAGGUGAAGGGCGGUGGAGAAGGCAUUGCCAAUGGCUUGGGGGAUGUAGGUGAAACACUCUUCAGAGGAGAUGUCACAGAAGUCCCUCAUCUGGAAAGCAAUGCUGAACUGCAGAAGAUGGUGUUAGACUCCAGUGCUGCCAUGGGGAGCACUGAACUUCAGGAGAAAGCUGCCGGUGGAGCCCUGGGCCAUGAUCUCAGCAAUGGCAGCAGCAGCAAUUUGGAAGCAGCCAGGCGCCUGGCAAAGCGCCUAUACCACCUGGACAGAUUCAAACGCUCUGAUGUGGCAAAGCAUUUGGGUAAAAACAAUGAAUUCAGCAAGCUUGUGGCCGAAGAAUACCUUAAGUUUUUUGACUUCACAGGCAUGACACUGGACUAUUCGCUCAGGAGUUUCUUUAAAGCCUUUUCACUUAUUGGAGAAACUCAGGAACGAGAAAGAGUUUUAAUCCACUUCUCCAGCAGAUACUACCAGUGCAACCCAAACACCAUUUCUUCUCAAGAUGGAAUUCACUGUCUCACGUGUGCCGUGAUGCUGCUGAACACAGACCUGCAUGGCCACAACAUUGGGAAAAAGAUGACCUGCCAGGAAUUUGUUGCCAACCUCCAGGGGAUGAACGAUGGCAAAGACUUCCCAAAAGGACUGCUGAAGGCUCUCUACAAUUCAAUCAAGAAUGAGAAGCUGGAAUGGGCAGUGGAUGAUGAAGAGAAAAAAAAGUCUCACUCAGACAGUACAGAUGAAAAGGAUAAUGGGAGCCAGACGAAGGCUGUCAGUCGAAUUGGCAACUCAAAUAACCCGUUCCUGGACAUCCCUCAUGACCCCAAUGCUGCUGUGUAUAAAACUGGAUUUCUGGCUCGGAAAAGCCAUGCAGAUAUGGACGGAAAAAAAACUCCCCGGGGAAAGCGAGGCUGGAAAACCUUUUAUGCUGUGCUGAAGGGAACAGUCCUGUACUUGCAGAAGGAUGAAUAUAAGCCAGAAAAGGCUUUGUCAGAGGAAGAUCUGAAGAAUGCAGUUAGUGUGCAUCAUGCGCUGGCAUCCAAGGCAACAGACUAUGAGAAGAAACCCAAUGUCCUCAAGCUUAAAACAGCAGAUUGGAGGGUCCUGCUUUUCCAAGCCCAGAACCAAGAAGAAAUGCAGACCUGGAUCAACAAGAUUAACUGUGUGGCUGCAGUCUUCUCUGCACCACCAUUUCCAGCAGCCAUUGGGUCUCAGAAGAAGUUCAGUCGACCACUUCUGCCAGCCACCACAACGAAGCUAUCUCAGGAUGAACAGCUAAAGUCCCAUGAAGCUAAGCUGAAGCAGAUCUCUACUGAGCUUGCUGAACAUCGCUCCUAUCCUCCUGACAAGAAGCUCAAAGGCAAGGAAGUAGAUGAUUACAAACUGAAGGACCACUAUCUGGAGUUUGAGAAAAAUCGCUAUGAGAUUUACGUUGGCCUUCUGAAAGAAGGGGUGAAGGACCUGCUGAGCAGCGGAGAGAACGAUGCACCAGGACUGAAGAAAUCUCACUCGAGUCCCUCAUUGAAUCAGGAGUCUCCAGUUAGUGCCAAGGUGAAACGCAAUGUCUCGGAGAGGAAGGACUACAGGCCAGAAACACCCAGCAUCAAGCAGAAGGUCACUUAGUGUGGAAAUGACAACUAGGGGAACAGCCAUGCAGCAAAGUACCGGUGGUCAAAAUGUUUUCAUUUAAUAACCUGUCAUUCACAAAAAAUAAGUGCAUCUGCCUGAAUGGGGUGUUAGUGACAUUUUCUAUUGUAUAUUUUGCUGUUUCUGUGCAGAUUGUGGGAGAUGUCUUUGCUCCUGCUUUGCUUUGCUUUGUUAAUUUGUCAUUUAGCAAUUGAAGCAUCGGGACUUUUUGUGUUGUUCUGUUUCUAAAGGAGCUGGGGGAGGGGUAGAGCGCUGUGACGUAUUUUCUGUCUCUUCCCUGUUUAUCUCCUCCCAUCAGCACGUGGCUUUCAUCUCUCAAGUCACUUGUCACUUUAUUUACGCGAUGGGCAGGAAACGUAACUGGACAAAUGCUGCAGUGCUGUGGAUGCAAGCUGUGGCUGUGAGAGGAGCUGUGCAAACCGGCAGCUGCAGAAGGAUGGCUGGAGCCUGGGGUGCUGGGAACACUGGUUUCCUGACAAUGCAAAGCAUGUUGGUACUGGUACUUCAUAGCAGGGGCUACAGUAAAUAGUCACUGUUGCUAAACGUUAUUGCAUUGACCCUGGACCGACAAGCGUGAAAGGAUGAAACCUGGAAACCUCUGGCAAAUGCUGGGAUGACAGCUUUGGAGUACUUCCUUUGCUUCCUUCCAAGCAAAGAGUCUUCUCCUGAAUGAGCAGGCUGGGGGUGUCCAAGCCCGUGCUAUCUCUGUGGUCAGGGAGAUUAGGAAUUACCCAGUCAGAAUGACUACCUGGGCUUUACAUUUAUUUGCAGAGGAGGCUGCUGUAGAUAUCACCCUUUAGCAUUAAAGACAGAGGGCCUCUGUGUAGUUUUUAACUAUAUGCUCUCCAUUAGCUGCUAUUUAGAGCCUUACAAUAUAUUGUACCCUUAUUCUCCCCGUUCCAGGAGUUUCCUUGUUGGUGUACACAGAUAGGUGUUUGCCAUUUCUCUGCUAGUGACAAAGCACUUUGCCUUUUUUCUUCGGGAAGGGAUUCUCCUGAGCUCUCCAUAUUCCUGCUUUAGCUCACGUAUAGAUGAAAAAGGCUGGUGCAGACUGAGUAAAGGGACAGACAUGUCCUCACUGCAGGCCAGGGUUUGAUGCUGUCCUGGCUACUCUGUACCAGGAGGCCAGCACAGGACAGCCUCAGCCUUGGCAGAUCCUACCCUCCACCCACCUUGCAGCUCCUGUAUGCCCUGCACCAGGCUAUCAGAGGGGGAAGUGCAGAAUAGUGAGAGAGCACUAUGAGUAGAGCUUUCCUUACCUGAAAGACCCCUUUUUGUGACACAGACCCUUGUUGUGGCCAGCAGUCUUCAGGCACAGGGAGUAGAAAGAUGAGGUAGGAAUAAUUUUCCUGCUUCCCAGUCCCUCUUGCCUGGGGCAACAUCAUUGCUCUGCAGUGAAUGCCGGCUCACCUGUUACUGAACACCCUGAGUUUUAAUCUCAGGUUUGAUACUGGCUUACUGGGUGAGCUCAGACAGGUCUCUCCCGUUUCACCUCAGUUUUCCCCUGUAUCAAGUAGUACAACCAAACUGACCAUUCCCACAGAGCACCUUGGGAGGUAAUGUUGAGGGCCAGUUGAAAAUUGUUUGUUGCUGUUAUUUUUGUUGUGCUGGGCACAGGGCAGACUUCCUGAUGGAUGUAAUUCUUAAUGCAUAAAGAAACAUCAAGAUCAAUGCAAGGACUGUUUAAAAAGGUGCUGGUGUUUCUAGCCAAGUAGUUGAUGGGCCACACAUCAAAAAAAUCACCACCUGAGUGGAUUUGUGCUCUGCCAGACUUCCCAAAGAGUCCAAGUCAAUUAAUCUAGUUUAUUGAACUGCCAGUUCAGUGGGCAGGACAGGGAGUGAUCAAAGAGAAAAGAACCUUAGCAAGCACCACAUGACUUGCCUCCCACACUGAGGACCACUGUGCCACAGCUUUCCCAGUGGUGAGCUCAUCAUUGGCUGUAGCAAAGAUGUCGUGUGCUCAGAUGCCAGGAGGUGUUAGAGCAAAUCAAUCCUUGCUGUUGCAGCUUGGCAGCAAGACCAGAUGGGGACUGCUUCUACGUGUGACGUCGGGACACCCAUAGAGUCAUGGAAUCAUAGAAUGGUUUGACUUGGACCUUCUGAAGGGACAUUAAAGAUUAUCUGCUUUCACACCCCCCACCCCCCCCCCCCCACUUCAUCAGCAGGGACACCUCCCACUAGACAGUGUUGCUCAAGAGAUCUGUCAUCUGUCACUGAGAGUGGCUGGUCUGUGCUAGAAGUUAGGAGGUUAUCCCCUAAUCCUGACUACAAUGCUAAAAACUGCAGUCCUAAAUAGGAACUGCCAGUGCUUCCUGAGCACUGGGGCUUUACAAGUUCUGUCUGCUUGCUACAGUGGAACAAAUGUUCAGUUCUCUUCCUGAAGAGGAGAGAUGCCUUAUGCUGCUGGAGCCAAAGUGAUGUCAUGUGUCAUGCUGUGUUAGGAGACUCUGUGUAAACAGGUGAAAGAUAGUCCUCAUUGAGAGGGAUUGUUUAAGUGAAUCAAGUGUGGUAGAUCAACAGGUCUUGGAGGGGAAACAAAACCAGGCGAUUCCUGCAGCUGUUCAUCAUGCUCUGGAGUUUUAAAACAAACAAGCUGAACAGAGAAAAGCAGAAACUUGGGCAGUGCCAAAUGCGUAUUUCAGAGGAAAAUUUGUCCCGUCUUAGAUGAAGGUGUUAGCAUGCAACAAAAACAGAAAAAAUGUGCAGAUUUGUGAGAGGGCCCUGCUUGGCUGUCAGGGCAGGGUUACCUAGGUGAACUUCUGGAAGACGAGCUGGAACACGCCCAGCAAACCUCUUGUGAUUAUGGAGUGUAAUGGCUUAAAAGGCAAGGAGAUGACAUUUACAUUUUUAUUCCUGGCUUUCAAAAUACUCUGGUUGCUGUAGACUGCAGGUAAAUUGCUGAGCUCAAAAAGAAAUCAUUCCUGCAAAAUGCUUUCCCCAGCUUUGACACAGAAACUGGAUAAUUCCUCUUCAAAGUCAUUGCAGAGGAUAUGAUUUGAAGCAAUAGGAAAAGUGAAAAAGUGAACUGCAAAAAUGAUACUUUUUUGUCAUUAUUUAUUCUCUAUUUCCAUGUAUACUUGUAAACAGAUUAGAGUAUAUUUUUGAAGUCUCAUCUAGGCUUAGCAAAUGCAGUUUUUCACUGCUGUUUUCAGUCAUUAAACAUUUGUUGAGCUUGCAGUGCUCUUGGUGAAACUGCUGAGACGUGCAGAUUAGUUUACCAAAAAUUUGUCAGGUUCUGCUCAAGUUUUAAUUCAUGUCAUUUUACUCUAUUGCUUUACCAAUUCUAGGCAUUGCAGGUGCUCAUGAAAAUGCACGUUUUGGAGGCCGAGGGAGAAAGGUGAUCCUGUUGUCUAAGGCUCUUGGACUCCCUUGGGAAUAGGUUUAUUCACUAAGCAGUACCAUAGUUUGCUUUUUUCCCCACUGCUGAUGCUACUGUAAAGGGUGGGGGCAGGUUCUCAGGAGGUCUCAAUGGUGCGUCUUCUUGCGUGGCACCACUGAGAGUUUGGGCAGAUAGUUUUGCAUGGUACCUAGUACUGUGCCUUUCUUUGCUGAAAUGUUUGCCUUUAGCAGGGAUCAGUGCUUGACCCCAGUAACUCAGGAGCUCCUGUUGUAAUAUAUAAGGAUAUUCUGCUGGUUUCGAGCCCUCACCUUGGACCCACUGUGUACCUGAAUGUGGUACUGGCAGAGAAGCCUGCAGUUUUAUAGGGGUGCCCAGUGCAAGCAGGAGUUACUGGCAGACCACCCCGAGUGUGUGUGUGUGUGUGUGCAAGCCAUCCUUUGCAUUGGUGAUGCAGGGAGAUACCAUCCUCCCUUGUCAUCCUUCCUGCUGCAGUGUGCAGCAGUCUUUCAGGCAAAGCCCCUGCCUGCGUGUGGAGACUGUGGGUGCAAGGAGGGGAGAGCAGGAUGGGGCUAACAGCUCCUCACAUCUCUGCUCUCAAGAUGCAGAGAGAGGUCCUGGAGGAACCUGUUCUGAUCUGAAGCAUUGGUGGUUGCUGACCCUCUGGGGGCUACAUCAUCUCCUCUGCCUGGGAGGAGAAGCAGGAGAGGACUUCACUGGGUGUGCACCUGACAGCAGAGAGGCAUGGGAGAAGGGCAAAAUUGUCUUGCCCUCUCCCUGCUCAGUAACCAAAGCAGGUGAGAUACUCUCCCAGAGCCAAAACUGUCCUCUCCAUGAUUCAGCUGGAUGCAGUGGUUUGGUUGUGAUGGUUUUCGUUCAGCAGCAACUGCAAAGGAGACUGUCUGGGCUGGCUUUGUGUUUGUGUGUGUUCUGCAGAUAAAUCACGCAUGGACUAGUGAACAUGACUACAGCUUUUAAAUCCAGUAUUUAUGUUGUGUCUUUAAUUGAUGUAGAGAUAAGUCAGCCAGCAGCGUGAUUAAUGCAGCGGAGCUGUGGGGGAACACUGUUCAGCUGCAACACCGACUCAGACAGUUUUUCAUCUGUAGCCAGCCACUUGUAAGUGGUUACCAGCAGCUUUCUAGGGGCUUGUAACAGCUCAUCCCUUAAAUGCUUUCACUCUGAUCCUGCCUACUCUUAGGGUGUGGUCUGUCCAUCUUUGAGGACUGUCCCGUAGAGCAGUGUUCAGUGCAGCCCUGCUUUGAGCAGGAGUUUGGACUAGCAGGCCUCCAGAGACUGGAGUUGUUUGGUGACAUUCCACAGCUCCAGUGCCUUCUGGUAACAAGGCUGGUUGUUCUUCUGGCUUGAAAUAGUUGAUUUUUUUGCCUUUCUCUAUGGAGGAGUGGGGUUCUUGCUUGAUUAGGGUAGCCCUUUCACUGAAGAGGUGGUUAUGGCAGUGGAAAAAGUCAGUGGUGGUAGGGUUAUCAUCACUGGGCUUCCACAGGCAUUGCAUGGUAAUCUUCUUGAAAGCAGGGAAGGCUUUUCUCUACGCAGGGAAGUGGCACUGCUUACCAUGUCUGCAUUCUCCAUCCCUAAAUCAAUUUUGGCCUUGUCGCACUAUGGUCUGACAGCUCCUCCUCCUUUUCUGUCAAGCUGCUCCUGUCUGUCAUAUUAGCACCUCAGCUGCUUCUGUAUAACAGGUCUCUUUCCUUCCAUGCUUGCAGAAAUCCAGAAAAUUUGACUGUCCCGUCUUGCCUUGGGAAAGCCUGCUCAGACGCAGUGCUGCGUCAAGUGGAUAACCCUGUGAACAGCUUUUUCAUUUUCCUUGUUGGUAGCCGGUGUUUCCAGCCACAGUUGUAGCUGGGAGGUGUGAGACAAAGUUUCAGACUGCUGUGAUCCUCCAGCAUUAUGCUGCAGGGAUGCAAGAUCCCCUCUCCAGCACUCAGACCAGACACUUCUGACAUUCCUAGUUUCCUUUCCAAAGGUGUCAGGGGCAGAGGCAACCCAUGCCAUGGGUAAACUUGGAAACAUUGUUUUGAGAGGAGUUGGGUACUUUCCAAAUCAGGCCAUACAUUUUGCAGCCUUCUGUGGGGCUGUAUAAAAAAAAAUAAAAAUUAAAAAAUGACAUUUCCAACCAUCAAUCCCUGGCCCAGUUGUCAGAAACACCAUCUCCUUUUGCAGAGACGAAAGCUGGGUACACCACACCUCAUCUAAAGCAAUCUUCCAGCUUGCUGUUUGUUUAAACUCUCCCCAUUGUUGCUUUCCCCAGGCUCUGGCAAAUCACAUCUGCUCUGAGAGGGCCGUUUUUCCGCAUUUCUCCCCAAAGCACAAACAGAGCUCCCCAGUGUGUGUUCCCAGCAUCCAGUAUCUAGGCUGCCUAGAGGGGUGAGCCAAAGAAGCUGUCUCAGAAAUUUCUUUGAAAGAGGUAGUCUCCAUCUUCUGCUUUUUAGAGGAUAUUUUUAGUGCAUAUAGAAUCAGUAAGCCUGGCCUUUCCUGUCUCCCAGAGCUCUCCUAGCAGCAUAUAGUACAGUCAGCUGCUUUGCUGUGUGGGACCUGAACAUUUGCUCCAGCAAGAAGAGGCUUUGUUAGCCUCCAGAAAAAUUGUAUCACCUAAGCUGAGCACCAGUGCACAGGGCAACAACACUGUAGGAAAAUGGUAAGAAAGCCAGUGCCACCAUCCUCGUUGCCCUCAGUCCUGGGGGUAAUUAGAAAUGCUGAGUUCCUUUUCCACCUACACUGUGCUGCUGGAGGCACUGUCCCUACCACCUGCUGCUUUUCUCCCUUGUGACAGCAGCACCCUCACCCGGGGUGCCACAGUCACAUCGUUAGGAGGCUGGUUAAAAUAAGAGCAAGGAGGACAGAUCCCAGGAAAGUGUGUCUGCGUGCCAUCUGGGAGUAUCAGUUGGCAACAUCUAGUUGAACAGUGAAAGGAGGCAGGGUCAGCCCUGCCUGAGAAAAGGUACCUUGCUUGUCUUUUCUGUGAGCUGCAAUGAAUUGUAUUGUAAUUAUUUAUUUAUAGCACUUGCCUUAGCAAAUGCAAACAACAGCUUUCCCAAAGGCCACACCAUUGACCUGGCUUUGCUCAUGUGGUCAGAAGGAAGAAAUUUAGGCCAGCCCAAAGCAUUCUUUGUCCUCCUCUGUGAACAAUGAACUAAACCAUAAAAGUCAUGAAUGUUUAAACAAUGAGGGACUUCCCAUGGCAUCUGAUGAUAAAUCUGUGCCAGAAAUCAGCUGGGGAACAGGUCAGAGGUUUAUUUGGACCAAGGAGAAGUACAUCACUUACCACUUUCAGUCCUUGCAUUCCUGCAGACUACAAGAGCAGGAUUUUUCUCUGAUGUGAACUACUGUCAUUAGUAGCCACCCUAAAGCAGUGGCCCUGAAUAUAGCUCACCUAAAUGAGACCAGCACAACUUUUUGUCUAAGCAGGCAAGGUUUCAACUUUGCCUUGGAGACUUGUUAGGCACAAAAUCCUCUGACUCCCCUGAACCUCUGGCUGGGAGAAGGGAGAACAGUAAUGUCCAUUUGGUGUCACUGCACAGGGCAAAUUCUGUCAGUGAUACAAGUCUUGCAUCACUUGCACACUUAUGAAAAUUAUGCUCAGUGCUGUCACAUUCUGAAAGACUGUAGGAUGAGAACAGGGGUGGGUUGUGUGGGGUUUUUUUUAUUUCUACAUAUUCAUGACAACUGUGUCCUCUUACUCAAGGCUGGGAUUAUAACUUGGCUAAAGGAACAGAGUUUUUUUGGCAGUUUGAAAACUUCAAAAUAACUGCACUUUGUCUGAGGUACAAUCUGAGGCUUAUGUUACUCAAUGAACAUGUUUAAGUGAUGCCUAUAGAUGUGUGUAUGUAUUUCAUAGGUAUAGUAUGGCUUCUGUGACUCAGCACUCCAAAGCCUGCUGUUCUUUUCUGGGAUUUAUUUUGGUCAAAGCACUUCAGCAGCUGCAAACUUUCUUAGGAUGCUUGUCGUUGUAGUUUUUCUUGAAUUAGGUUAAACAGUCAUCAGAGCUUUCACAGGUUUAGGGUAUUCCUGGAGCUGCCUUGAUCCCCAUGGGUUUGUCCACCAGGAGCUGCCUGUUCAGCACGUCAAAUGCAAAGUCAUGUAUUUGGGAGUCUAAGCAAGGAUUCUGGGUGGGAUUUUCUGCCAGCUCAACACUGAGCUAACUCUUGUUGUUCUCAGCUGAUGCCUGCAUUGGGAGCAUCUGUGCUGAUGACUUCUGAAAGUCAUGCUCUGGGGAUCUAAUGCGCAGCUUUACUUCUGAAAAUGUUGUUCUGAAAAUGCUCUGUGAAAUCUCGGCAAGAGGACAUCAUGGCCAAAAGUGUCCAAACAGGACAGAUACCUGUGAUGUCUCCUGCAGAUACAGGUGUACAGAAGUAGUGAGGGUUUCUUUCUGCAACUGUACCGAUUUCCAGAAGAAUAUCUGGCUCAUCAGCAGAGAAAAAAAGAGCAGCAGGGCUGAAAUAUCUGUCUUGGGUAUCUCGUACGCCUCCCAGAGGUGUCCCUUGGAAGUUUUAAACAACCUUUUAACAAGUUGCUUAUCUAAGUAAAAAGACUUAAGGAAACACGAUGUGUUUUCCUGUUGCACUCUUGUCAGGGCAACAUUGGCAUUAUCUGCAUUAUCUCUGGAAAGGGGGAGCAAAACCUGAGGUUGGUAUUCCUACCUGGAGUUACAGAAUCCUUACGAAGCAGUUACCCUGAAGCACUUGAGCAAGCUCAGUGAAGCCAAUCCUUUAUGCUUCUCUGGACCAUGGCCAGAGUGAUCAUGUCUUGCAGAACUGAGAUGCAAGGAGACUGCAGCUCAGGGCUGUGUGAAGAGGGACAUCACCAUCGCCUUGCUCUGGGUGAGCUGUAUUCCUUUUCCAGGAGCUGAGUUCCCUCCCUUGGGUUACCUGCCUCCCAUGGUGAUGCAGUGGGAAGAUGAGGUUGAGCACUGUUGCACUCAGAGUUGCAGCUAGGAAGGGUCAUUUUUCCUUCACCUGAGCUGUUGCAGAGUUGUUUUCCCUUAGGCCAAGGGACUGAAUUACCAGAUACUGUUGCAUGGUACUCGUAUGGGAAGAGUAACUCUUUGUAGUUGUAGUGCAGGAAAAACAUUUUGCACAUGUGGGUACACGCACCCUGUGCAUCUCUUGUGUGCAGGCAUAGCCUGGCAGGGCAGCAGUCCUUGCUAGAUGUUUCCUCUGGGUGGCCUCCAAUCCAUUUUGCCAAGUGUAGGAACCUUCUUUCUGAUAACCUUCAAUUCAGUUUUCUCUAAUCACUGAAUUGCUGGAGUGUUUUUCCUGCAACACACUAGAGACACAGUCCCUGUCUCACUGCUUUGUGGUGACUCCUUGGUUUGCUAUGAAGCAGCAUUGAGGUAAUCACUAAAUCUUUUCAGCAGCAUGAAGCUGCUCUGACUCUUGGGGCAGUCACUGUCUCAGGUUUGAGGCUGUCCUACCACCAGGGCACCCCAUUUUGUCCCUGGGAACAUGCAUGACCAGAAAAGCAUACUCCUCAGUGGUCAGAGUCAGAGCUGUGCAGACUAAGUCAAGCCCUGGUUCAUGGGACAUGUUUCCACGUGCUGCUGAUGUCCAUAAGGACUCAGAAAUAUACUUGCUUGCACAGAGAUGCUAACCUGAAGCAGAGUUGUCGCUCUUUUCUACAGGUACCACAGGAUGCCCUCCCUUAUUCUGCUUCAUGUAACUGGUACUAGAAUGAUCAUUUCCUGAUAAAUGAAGGCACUUAAUCAGUCCUCUUCCCCUUGGAGGAAGGACUUUUGGGGAUAUUGUUAUAUCAUUUAAAAUAAUAUUUUGGAAUUUAAGUUUACAUUGCUUUAUUUUUCACUUGAGGUGACUGUAUAUAAAUAUUUUCCUCUAUUUUAUCAUUGCUGAUAAAGUAAGCCUACGGUAUACAGACAAAUAAUUUGCCUUUGAUGUAUUGGAACUGUAAGAUAUAAAGUAGACUUCUCUCUUGUGUCCAUGUUCCUGAUAUAACUCUGUUUCUCUGUGUUUUUAUAAGUUGGAAUAAAUGUUGCUUACGGGCAACAGAGAGCCUGCAAGCUUCCCAAUAAUUUUUAUGUAAUUGAAAUCAAGCAACCCUAGUGAAGGAUCUCACAUAUGUAUAAUGAUAUAUGUAUAUGUACAAACUUUAGAAAGAAAUAAACCAAAUGUAUUUCAUCUUCUGAAUACUGAA